CUGUAUUACGUCAUUGGGCCUUAUCAGGAAGUGAGAAAUAUCAACAAUUCGGGUCUGGGUGAACUGUCACCGUUGCCUGCUUAUAGCUAGCUAAAGACCAUUUCACGGUUUUAUAGAUAGUUUUCUAUAUAUUUUGAGAUUUAUUAUCUCUAUAAUGUCUUUGUUUGGGAAGCUGUUCGGCAGUGGUGGUAAAGGUGGCAAGGGCCCGAGUCCUCAAGAAGCGAUCCAGAAGCUCCGAGAGACAGAGGAGAUGCUAACGAAGAAACAAGAUUUUUUAGAGAAGAAAAUCGAUCAGGAGCUUAUAACCGCAAAGAAAAACGGCACUAAAAACAAACGAGCUGCUCUGCAGGCCUUGAAAAGGAAGAAGCGUUAUGAGAAGCAGCUGGCUCAGAUUGAUGGCACUCUGUCCACCAUUGAGUUCCAGAGGGAGGCACUAGAGAAUGCCAACACUAACACAGAGGUGCUGAAGAACAUGGGCUUUGCUGCCAAGGCCAUGAAGUCUGCUCACGAGAACAUGGACAUAGACAAGGUGGAUGACCUGAUGCAGGACAUCACAGAGCAGCAGGAGCUGGCCCAAGAGAUAUCAGACGCCAUCUCUAAACCUGUGGGCUUCGGGGAGGAGUUUGAUGAGGAUGAGCUUCUGGCAGAACUUGAUGAGCUUGAGCAGGAGGAACUGGACAAGAACCUGCUGGAGAUCGGAGGAACAGAUAAUGUUCCUCUACCUAACGUGCCUUCCACUUCACUCCCCUCCAGACCUGCCAAAAAGGUGGAGGAGGAUGAAGAUGACAUGGAGGACCUGCAGCGCUGGGCCAUGGAGGCCAUGUAACUGCAGCACACUCACCGCCUGCAUCAUAGAGGAAAACAGAAAACAAAGGACUUAUGGAAUAUUGCAUUUAGUAGUUUUAUGUCCAAGGAGAGCUGAUCACUUUCUGAAAAAACACUACAUUAUGGCAUACAAUGCUGUAGAUUAUAUUCCCAGCCCAAAAUCUGAAACUAGGUACCAUGUCCGUCUCUGUAGAGGCACUCAGGAGGAUGUGUCAAAGCUACGAAUCAGUUGCCUUGACAAUUUCUCCCACUCUACCAAACAUUCGAACACCGGUGAAGGAUAUCCAACCAGCUGUGUGCUUGGCGACAGUUAUUGUAAUGUCACUGAAUUGAAUACGUGUUGUGGUAUUGACAUUACUGACAAACAGCAAAGGCUCAUUCAUGUACGGAAGCUAAUCCCAGAGUGGGUCUCUUUUCAACAGAUACAUAUUUAGUGUGUGUGUGUGUGUGUGGAUGGGUGUGUGGUUAGUUGGACGGUUUUAUUAUUCCUACUUUUUGUUUGUGAUCUACUCCUGAGAUAGGAAUUAAGUUGGGCAUGUUAUCAUGGCAUUGUUCUGAAGUGUCCAGGCUCCUCCUCCUGAAAUGUUGUACUGCUUUGAACUUUUUUGUUUUCCCCACCUCCCUAAGCACCCCCCUCCACCUCUGGUCCUUGUUAUCUGGUGUAUAUAUCUAAAUCUAUUUUUGCUGUUGGGCCCCAGAAGGCUCUCCAUGUUGUGCAUCAGCAUGCAACGAUGAAAGACCAUAACUCUCCACCGCACGGCAACAGACAUUAACUUCACCUUUAUCUGGGUCUUUUAUGAACUUUUUUUAUUUUAUUGUAUGAUGUUGAAGAAGAUGUCAUCAUAGCUUCAUUAAAAAAAAGAAAAGAUGGUUUAUUAAAUUAGAUGAGAACAGAUAACAGCUUUUUGGAUUUGAGGAUGACAGUUUAGUUUUUCCAAACACAAUGUACAUUUUUUACAUAGAAAAUAAAUAUGUAACACAAUGACAAUGGCAUGUUUAAAUUUCUGUUUAUUUAUCCAGAUGGAUUUUGUCCAGGAAAAUCAUCAGUUUUUGGAUUAUUUUACCAUGGAGGAAGUUGUUUUCCUUAUGUAAAGUCUCCACAUAAUAUAAUUAUGUGAAUUCAAAGUUCAUAAUAAAAUAAACAGAACUGUUA
This is a messenger RNA of Hypomesus transpacificus, 1978 nucleotides long. RefSeq names its product charged multivesicular body protein 4Ba (gene chmp4ba). NCBI's taxonomy places the organism in Eukaryota, Metazoa, Chordata, Actinopteri, Osmeriformes, Osmeridae. The record is from RefSeq and is a predicted model, not a curated record. The coding region runs from base 155 to 826 and encodes 223 amino acids. Gene Ontology annotation, cellular component: multivesicular body; cytoplasmic side of plasma membrane; ESCRT III complex. The transcript has 5 exons. Gene Ontology annotation, biological process: late endosome to vacuole transport via multivesicular body sorting pathway; vesicle budding from membrane.